Heterobasidion irregulare TC 32-1 is the source of this 357-nucleotide messenger RNA. RefSeq lists its product as uncharacterized. Lineage: Eukaryota; Fungi; Basidiomycota; Agaricomycetes; Russulales; Bondarzewiaceae. Bases 1 to 357 code for a protein of 118 amino acids. The transcript has a single exon. The record is from RefSeq and is a predicted model, not a curated record.
AUGCAAGUACAGCAACCCCCACCCUCGCACCCAGCCUCGCACCCUCGCACCCUCGCACCCACCCGCCUCGCCGGCCGUCCGCACGUCGUCCUAGAGACCGAGACGUGCGCGGAACAGGGCCUUUCCAGCAGCACCCCCCGUACCCCCUCGGCCCUAACCCGUCCACGCUUCGCGUCUUCGAGUUCUCGCACGAUAGCCUAUCGUAAUCCUCGCCCGCUCGCUUGCAAAUACCGCCGGGCCAGACCCCCCACGAUCCACGGAGACGCGCGCCAGAUGCUGUAUACUGUAAUGAACCGUCCCGACCGUCCGUGCAUCUUGUAUACCGUACCGUACCGCGCCCCGCCAGCCCCCGUGUAA